Molecule: messenger RNA, 1748 nt
Organism: Metopolophium dirhodum (rose-grain aphid)
Lineage: Eukaryota; Metazoa; Arthropoda; Insecta; Hemiptera; Aphididae
Product: odorant receptor 2a-like
Exons: 6
Coding region: 98-1393 (431 amino acids)
Biological process (GO): detection of chemical stimulus involved in sensory perception of smell; sensory perception of smell
Cellular component (GO): plasma membrane
Molecular function (GO): olfactory receptor activity; odorant binding
Source: RefSeq, a predicted model, not a curated record
UGAAACUCCCAGUGCAAUCAGGACAAAAAUAAAAUUGUAUAAUUGUUAUUAAUAUUCGUUUGCAGAAUCCAUUGUGGAAAUUUACAGUGGUCAUAUAAUGACGACGACGCCGAGGGUGACUGGGUUUACUGCACCGGCAUCGGAAGACCUGACCAUCGUGGACAACGGGCUGUUCAAAGCCAUAUGUUUACAUCAAAUACUCGACCCCGCCAAAGGCGGUAACCGAUAUUACAGAUUGGCGUUCAUGGUGGUUAUGUGGGUGUCGCUAAGCGUGCAGAUCAUACAGUCGGUCGGCCUUUACUUCGCUGUCAACGACCUACAGCGGUUCGCGUUCACUACCACGAUGAUAUUCAACGCCUUGCUUUGCCUGUCCAAGGGAUACGUAUUGGUGACGAACGCGGACAGGGUGCGCGCCAGCCUGGAAGUGGCCCGGUACGGGUUCACGUCUAGCGGCGCUCGGGACCAACGCUUGAUGCGCCGGUCCCGGGCCGUGCUGUCCACGGUUCUGCGCACGUUCGCCGUGCUCAGCUGGGUCACGUGUUUCAUCUGGGCGUUGACGCCGCUGUUCGCGAUGGACGAAUACCUACAGCUGACGAAUGCCAACGGCACCGUCUCCCGUUACCGGGUUACCAUCUACAACGUGUGGUUACCGGUGCCGGCAACCGUGUACAACGAGACGAUCGUCUGGUCGCUCGUCUACGCGGUCGAGGUGGUCGUGUGCUUCGUAAACGUGUUCAGUUGGUUGCUGUUCGACAGCUACGUGGUGACAAUGUGUUUCACGUUCAACGCUCAGUUCCGCACUGUGGCGGCCAGUUCUACGAUCAUCGGCCACCGCGGUGUCUCGCCCCGAUCACCGUCACCGCACGCCACGGACGGUACAAGUGAUGAUAAUAAUACAUUGAAUUGUUAUGAUGAACUGAUGAACCACAUAAAAGAUAAUCAAAGUAUAAUAAAGAUGUAUGAUGAUUUUUUUGAAAUUAUUCAACCCACUAUCUUAUUCCAAAUAAUUGGUGGAUCGUAUUCUGUAAUAACAUUAAUAUUUCUCACUUCCCUGACGUAUCUUAUGGGUUGGUCAAUUAUAUCCAUACCAGUUUUAAAAGUAUUUUUUGGUUUUUUAUCAGUUACUUUUGAACUCUUUAUGUAUUGUUAUGUAUUCAACCACAUAGAAACUGAGAAAUGUAAUAUGAAUUUUGGAUUGUAUAGUAGUAACUGGACUGCAAUGGAUUUAAAAUUUAAAAAGACAUUGUUGUUUGGUAUGAACACGAACUCAUCUCAUAGGCGAGUGAUGAAAGUGACCCCAAGGUCUAUCAUAAAUCUAGAAAUGUUCACCAAUGUGAUGAACAUGUCAUACUCAAUAGUGUCUAUACUAUUAAAUUCAAGAGUCCAGAAAUGAAAUGAAAUAAUUUAUAAAUUCAACUAAUGAUAUCGAGUAAAAUAUUAGAUAAUGUUAGUUAAAUCACAUUGUAUGUUUAAAAUAAAAACAUCUAAUUAUUUAUUUAUUUAGUAAUAAAAUUGUGAACCUGACGUGUUGUAGAUAUUAUAUUAAGUGUGUUGGAGCCAAAAAAACAGGAAAAACUCUCACGCUCCGUAGAAUAAGGAGUCUGAUUUCGUUUAUUUUUUUUUAUUUAAAAUAAGAGAACACUUUGCAAAUAGGAUUAAAGCUCGAUUUUCAAAAUUAUAUUUAUAGAAGUUAAAAUAUGUAUUUAAAUCAUUUACAAUACCUAUAAGUUAAUUUUCAAACGUAUUUU